Messenger RNA from Punctularia strigosozonata HHB-11173 SS5, 2697 nucleotides. RefSeq names its product apses-domain-containing protein. Gene Ontology annotation, cellular component: MBF transcription complex; SBF transcription complex. NCBI's taxonomy places the organism in Eukaryota, Fungi, Basidiomycota, Agaricomycetes, Corticiales, Punctulariaceae. The coding region runs from base 293 to 2623 and encodes 776 amino acids. The transcript has 6 exons. The record is from RefSeq and is a predicted model, not a curated record. Gene Ontology annotation, molecular function: protein binding; transcription regulator activity; DNA binding.
GACAACGCGCUAUCAUCAGCGUGCACUCGUAAAUCGCGCUCGAUCAUCUUCUGUCGCGGCGAGCCUCGAGCACGACCUGGCUAGCAGCCAUCAGCAUUGUGUCAACGAUCUUUGCCCGACCGUCUGCUCCCGCUUUCAGCUCGGCUUCUCCCCGCGCCUCCAAGGGUUUCUCAACAGCACCGGGCAAGUCGCCCCGUAGCAGCGCCGUCCCACAAGUGACGACCUCAACCGACCAGCCUUCAUUUCGCCGACGCGUUUUCUGGACCGAUCUGUUAAACGUGGACCGCCAAGCAUGCAGGCUCAGUCUCAGGCCGUCAAGAUCUAUAAUGCCGUUUAUUCCUCGGUGCAGGUCUAUGAAUGCAUGGUUCGGGGUAUCGCAGUCAUGCGAAGACGCUCAGAUUCCUACGUGAACGCAACCCAAAUCUUGAAGGUAGCUGGAGUGGACAAAGGCCGCCGUACGAAGAUUUUAGAGAAGGAGAUCCUGCCUGGGAAACAUGAAAUUGUCCAAGGAGGCUACGGUAAAUAUCAAGGAACAUGGAUUCCUCUCGAACGCGGUCGCGAGGUUGCUACACAAUACGGCGUUGCGCCGCUGCUCGCACCUCUUUUCGACUUCGUACCCCACACCAACACGAUGGGAAAUCUUUCGUCGACCUUAGCCGGUGCUCAUUCACGGCCGCUGUCUGCGGCCUCGUCGUUCAGCAGCUCCGGUGUACUCCCGUCCCAUUUGGCACCUCCCCCAAUCUUACCCGGAUCGGCCCUCAGACUCCUGAACCAAGGUCGAGCCCAAGGACUCUUCACGCCAUCCACGUCCACAAUCAUGGCCGCCCGCGGAAGCUACCCUUCGCCUGGCCCUUAUGCCGGGUACUCCAAUUCACCUGCACCAACUUUACCCGGAGUAUCUCCAACGCCAUCGCUCAAAAGGGUGCACUCGGAAACUAGCGCUUCAUUCGCGCUCUCGCCUGAAACGUUUGGUCCAGAUAAAUCACGACCAUCGUCUGUGGUGGAUGGAGAAGAUGGACAGCGUCCGGUAAAAAGGGCGCGCACGGAACCCAACCUCAUGGUGAGCGCAUCUGGGUCGAGAGCUCCGACACCACAGGUAAACGGGACUUCCCGGCCUGCCAGUUCGAUGUCCACAACAAUUAAUGGUGGAACGGGAUCAACUACCGAGAACCCUGUCGAGAACUACGUCGCCGCCGUCCGUUUUGCGUCCAAGCCAUCAAUAAUGCGGCACAUGGACCCGAGCCUUCCUCUGAAGGACAAUCGGCGUGCGGCAGUUAUCGCCGCCAUAUGCCAGAGCGACGAUCCUUCGCACGUGAUGGACUUGUUGAAGAGCAUUCCUCCUGAUAACCCGGCCUCAACAACGACGGACAUAGAUUUGGUACUCGACGAUCAAGGCCAUACUUCUCUCCACUUGGCUGCUAGUAUGGCGCGUCAGAAAAUUGUGGAGACGCUGAUCGCGAGCGGAGCGGACGUCCACCGCGGCAACUAUAACGGAGAGACGCCCCUUAUCCGCGCUUGCCUCGCCACGCACAACGCCGAUCAACAGUCUUUCCACACCCUCGUUGCCGCUUUGCACGAGUCCAUACGGACCAUCGACACGUCGCGCAAGACCGUGAUCCAUCACAUUGUCUCGUUGGCUGGGGUAAAAGGAAGGGCCAUUACCGCCCGUUACUACCUCGAUCAGGUCUUGUACUGGAUUGCACAACACCAAGGAGGCGACUUCCGGAGCGUCGUGGAUCUACAAGAUGAGCAUGGUGACACUGCGUUGAAUAUAGCGGCCCGAGUAGGGAACCGCGCCCUCGUCCGCGCAUUGAUGGAUGUCGGAGCAAACCGAACGAUGGCGAACAAGCUUGGGUUGCGACCCGGGGACUACGGUGUAGAAGUUGAGGAGCUUGCUAGCGGGUUCCGCGCCGAGGAUAUGCUAAUGUCGCUCCGUUCCGUGCCUCCUGCACCGGUACAGAAGAGUCAGCAGGUGAUAACCGAGAUGACGGCCAUGAUUCAAGGUCUCAGUGCGGAAUUCACUUCGGAAAUAAAGGCGAAGCAGGACGCUCUUGACGUGACACAGGCCCAUUUGAGGGCCGCAACGCGGGAGUUGUCUGAGCAGCGCAAACAGAUCCAGCUAUGGCAAAACCAGUGUGCGGAGCAUGACCGUGUCAGUCAGCGGAUGCGAAACCUCGAAAAGGCUAUCGGAGCCGAGGAAACGUUCGAUUGGACGGGGCGGACAACUCCCGAUGGACGCGAUGCGGGUCCGAUCGCUGGGUCAGCAUUCAAAUGGCGCGGAGGGCAGUCAACGAUGGCCGCGGUUGGAGAUAUCGCGAUGAACCUCGAGGCCGAUCCUACCAUUCCCUCAGGAGAAUCAGAAGUAAUUCUAACUCGUUUGCGUCGUCUGAAGAUGUGGCAGGAUCGUGCAGAGACCCUCCUGGAGUCGCGAUUGAGUGCCCUGCGGGGCACACACGCGGAAAAGGAGUACCAAUGUAGGAAAAUCGUCUCAUUAUGCACAGGAAUAUCUAUGGAUAAAGUUGAAGAGAUGCUUGAAGAUCUGGUUGUGGCAGUGGAGAGCGAGCAUAAUGUGGUGGAUGUCAGUCGUGUAUCUGGGUUCAUGCAGAAGAUGGGAACAGCGUGAGAACGUAGAUAGGAUCUGAACCAGUCUUGAAGAAGUAUCUGCGGUGGAGUACAGGAAUGAGUGAGAGCUGAAUG